UGUUCAUGCAAGUCCACCCCUCACGGUCAAGAACUGCGUUCCACCUUCGAAAAAAUCCUGAAAUAUUGUAUUUUUUUUUCAUACUAUGUGGCAUUUAAACGGAUGAAAAAAUUACGUUUAAUAUUACAAGUUCGAAGAUGCGUUUCUUUUCGAAAUAAAUAGCGUAAUUUUGGUAAUUGACGUUAUGUCGUGCGAGGAAAGCUACUUAGCCAUCAGACGCUAUCUGACUGAUGAGCGGGAGCCGUACGCGCCUGGGACUCAUGGCAAUACUAAAAGAAAGAUUCGUAAAGCAGCCGCUUGCUAUGUCGUGCGGAAUGGCACACUGUAUUACCAGAGAAGGCAGAAAGGCCUGGAUGAAUUCACCGAGUUGGAAGUGGUGUUGCAGGCUGGUCGGAGGAAGGAACUUAUCGACGAGUCACACAUUGUCGCCGGAGAAGAGCACCUCAACCAGCAUCACACUUGGGAAUCAAUUUCUCAGAAGUAUUGGUGGAGAGGUAUCCUGAAGCAGGUGAAGGACUACAUGAGACAGUGCAGCCAGUGCCAGAGUAGACAGGACCGGCGAGGGCUGUCAGAGGACGGUGGCGGAUCCAGAUUGGUGGGCCGACCAGGGAGACCAAGGAAGGUCACAACCCCAGCCAGUGACGACGAGGAGGAGGAGGAGGAGGAGGAGGACAUUGUGACUUCCAGUCAUCACAAGACCAAGAGCCUGAAGACUGUGGCAAAACACGAACUGGUCUUUGUGGACAGUAAGGGGUUGGUGAAGCAGUACCUUCCCAGACAUGGGCAGACGAUGCUGGACAAGCUGAACCAGCAGCGCCUCAACAACCAGUUCUGUGACGUCACGCUGCUGAUCGAAGGGGAGGAGCACAGGGCUCACAAGGCUGUGCUGGCCGCCUGCAGCGACUACUUUAAUGAGCUGUUUAUAGAGAAGGGAGCUGUGUCCAGUCAUGAAGCGGUGGUCGACCUCUCAGGUUUCAGCAAGGUCACUUUCCUUCCCUUGCUGGAGUUUGCCUACACCUCCAACCUCUGCUUCAACUUCUGCGUGAUGGCCGACGUGGCCACGCUGGCCCGGCACCUUCUGAUGGCCGAGGUCCUUCAGAUCUGUGAGUCCGUCCACAAGAAGGUAGAGGAGCAGAAGCUGAUGGUGUACCAGCAAGGAGACAUCCACACGGUGGUGUCCAGCCAGCCUGCACCCCAACAGGCCCUGAAUGAAGACACCUACAUUAUGACCAUCGGGAGCGACGGCCAUACCGUGGUGACUCACACUGGGCUUGCUGGAGAAGGGGACGCCCUGGACUCCUUGGCUGUCAUGGCCCACGCAGCAGAGGCCUUCGGAGGUGAUCCGAUGUCUGUAGUCACCCAGGCUCUGGGAGGUGAACCAGGGGAGAGUAUGACUGUGGUUGGGGAGGCUGGGUCAGAGACGGUGACUCUAGUCACCCACAGUAGCCAGGCCCAGGCAGGUGAGACGGUCACCCUCUUCUCCCCUACUGGAGGGGCAGAGACCAUGACGGUGGUCACCCACAGCGGCCAGGCCGGAGCCAGUGAGUCCCUGGCCGUGGUGUCAGCCUGUCUGGCCCUGGAGCAGCAGCUGCAUGAAGGGGACGAGGGGGACGGGGCCUUCCUCAUCAGCGUGGACCCAGGGAAGGGGGCCCCUACUGAGGUGGUCCACCUGGCUGUAGCGCCACCUGUAGUCCAGGAAGACCCAACACCACAGGAGGAGGAGACGUCAGCAUCAGGGCACCAGAAGGUGGAUCCAGCCCUCCAGGCCGAGCCCCAGCCUCCCCCUGCUCCCCAACCCCCCAAGAGAAAGAGAGGACGUCCUGCCAAGGUGAAGCAGGAGGUGAUAGAGGACCCAGAGCCUCCUGUCAAGGAGGAGGUGCCAGAGCCGGUCUCUACUCCUGCAGAGGAGGUGCAGGCGGAGAUUCAGGGGACCCAUGACCCCUAUAAGAGACGGCUACGGCAGCGCUCCAUGGGGGAGGGGGGGUAUGUCAGACUACACAUGGGGCUGGAGGAGGACGGAGAGGACAAGAAGGAAGGCCAGACCCCCCAGUGUCCCAGCACCCCCAAGAAGAGGGGUCGACCCGCCAAGAGACUAGUUGAAGAGAUGGAAGCUGCGGCGGCGGUGGCAGGGAUGGAGAAUGUUGUCCAGGCAGAGACCGAGGGCGUCCUAUCAACAGACGGCAUUGUAGAUGGAACACCCAUCACAGAGCAGCCCGUGGGGGAGGGGCCAGGUCAAGGCCCCGCCCAGCCAGACGGAGGGAGCUUGGUGGAGGGAGAACACACCUGUUCAGAGUGUGGACUGACGUUUCACAGGCGCUACGCUCUCAUCAUGCACACACUCAGACACGAGAAGACCAGAGGAUACAAGUGCAGUUUGUGUAACAAGGAGUUCCAGUACGCUGCCUCUCUGAGAGCCCAUCUGGCCAGACACAAGCACCAGAAGAGCCAGAGGCCCACCCUGGCUAGGGUCCCCUUGUCCCAUGGUGAGGAGGGCCUCGAGGGGGACGGCAGGGCCAAGGGACGCACCAAGAGAGAGUUUGUCUGUGACAUCUGUGGAAAGACCCUUCCUAAGCUGUACUCGCUGAGGAUCCACAUGCUUAAUCACACAGGGGUACGGCCCCACUCCUGCAGGGUUUGUGGGAAGACGUUUGCUCAUAAACACAGCCUGAAGAUGCACAGAGGUCUACAUGACGCUGUUAAACAGUUCCACUGUCUGCUCUGUGACAAGUCCUUUGUUAGUAAGAGAAGUCUGGAGGAGCACACCAGCAUUCACACAGGUGAAUCGAAGUAUCUGUGCACCCAGUGUGGGAGGUCGUUCCACAGAGCCUCUGGUCUGAGUAAACACCUAAAGAGACACCAGCCCAGACCUGACGUACGAGGGUUCCCCUGUAAUCACUGUGAUAAGAGUUUCUUUGAGGCCAAAGACCUGCAGCAGCACAUGAACAAGCACCUGGGACUCAAGCCCUUCCAGUGUCAGGUGUGUGGGAAGUGUUACAGCUGGAAGAAGGACUGGUACUCCCAUGUCAAGUCCCACAGCGUGGCUGAGCCUUACAAGUGUAAUGUGUGUGGUAAGGAGUUCUUUGAGAAAGCUCUGUUCAGGAGACACGUGAAGAAGGCGACGCAUGGCAAGAAGGGCAGAGUAAAGCAGAACCUAGAGCGAGAGUGUGAACACUGUGGCAGGAAGUUCACCCAGCUCAGAGAGUACAGGCGACACAUGAACAACCACCAAGGAGUCAAACCCUUUGAGUGUCUGACGUGCGGCGUAGCCUGGGCCGACGCCCGCUCCCUGAAGCGCCACGUGCGCACCCACACCGGCGAGCGCCCCUACGUGUGCCCCGAGUGCCAGGAGGCCCACAUCGACGCCCGCUCCCUCCGCAAGCACAUGACCAAAUACCACGGCGACCUCCUGCCGGGGAAGAUCAUGCUGGAGAAAGAUACGCUACAGUUCCACAACCAGGGUACUCAGGUCGAACACGCCGUCUCCAUCCUGGCGUCCGAUCUCCCCCCCGAGCUCCGGCCCGCCCAGCCGCUGCCGGCCGAGGAGAUCGAGACUGUUCUGAUCACGGAGGAGACUGUGGAGGCGGUAGAAGCGGUUCAGGCCGUUCAAGGUGACGGGGUCACCUUGUCAGACCAGAGCAUCAUGCAGGUGGUGAACUAUGUGCUGUCUCAGCAGAGUGUGCUGCCUGGGGGGGUGAAGAUGGAGGAGCAGGAGGUUAUACAGACCAUGGAGGUGGAGGUGGCCCACGUGGCAGAGGUGGAGUGAUGUGACAGACCACCUAGUGGACAGGAAGACUGACUCAGACAGUCACUAGUGACUCUAGUAUCCCUAACCCUGAACCAGGCGAAGUGACUAGUAUCCCUAACCCUGAACAGGUGAAGUGACUAGUAUCCCUAACCCUGAACAGGUGAAGUGACUAGUAUCCCUAACCCUGAACAGGUGAAGUGACUAGUAUCCCUAACCCUGAACAGGUGAAGUGACUAGUAUCCCUAACCCUGAACCAGGUGAAGUGACUAGUAUCCCUAACCCUGAACCAGGUGAAGUGACUAGUAUCCCUAACCCUGAACCAGAUGGGCAGGUGAAGUGACUCUAGGAUUAUGUGGCUCCUCUAAGGUAUAUUAUAUAGGGAAUAAGGUGCCAUUUGAGAUCCUAACCCAGGUGGACAGGUUGAGUGAACACAGGCCUAUCACAGACACCUGGGUGGUGUUCAGUAGGGCACACCGUAGCAAAACAACAAUCUGUGUUCUUAUUGGACAAAUUCAGGUACUGCUCCCUAGUUUUUUCCCCAAUUGAACAGGCCCCUGUGCUGCCUCAACCUAGAGACAGUAACCCUAUCACACUCUUCUGUCUGCAGUGGACAGAGUUACAUUUUUUACUAUAUAUAUAUAUAUAUAUAUACAUAUAUAUAUUAAACGAACUGAGUUGACUUUCUGCUCAAUCCAAUCUUGUGUAUAUGUAAAUAGUGGCAGUCAUUAAAAUAUUCUGUAUUAAUAAUCUGGAUCAUUUUGCUGCGUUCAUGAGUCUCACCAGACCAUUGAAUCUCAGCUGUUUGUUUCAUUAAAUUAUAAAAUAAUCCA
Molecule: messenger RNA, 4575 nt
Organism: Coregonus clupeaformis (lake whitefish)
Lineage: Eukaryota; Metazoa; Chordata; Actinopteri; Salmoniformes; Salmonidae
Gene: zbtb11
Product: zinc finger and BTB domain containing 11
Exons: 12
Coding region: 185-3763 (1192 amino acids)
Biological process (GO): regulation of cytokine production; negative regulation of transcription by RNA polymerase II; regulation of immune system process
Molecular function (GO): DNA binding; protein binding
Source: RefSeq, a predicted model, not a curated record